Molecule: messenger RNA, 1908 nt
Organism: Didymella exigua CBS 183.55
Lineage: Eukaryota; Fungi; Ascomycota; Dothideomycetes; Pleosporales; Didymellaceae
Product: kinase-like protein
Exons: 1
Coding region: 1-1908 (635 amino acids)
Biological process (GO): protein phosphorylation
Molecular function (GO): ATP binding; protein kinase activity
Source: RefSeq, a predicted model, not a curated record
AUGGAGUGCAUGCGUGAUCAGCUUCAGGCAGGUGUUGUACUCAAUGGCCGAUACGAAACUGUCUCUGCCCUCAACCAUGGCUCCUUCGGCAUGGUCUUCCAAGCCAAGGACCUUACCACUGACGAACUCGUUGCCAUCAAGGUUGUGACUAAGCCCUCUGCCGCCGUCAACUGCCCGACUGCUUUUGCCGUUGACGAACGCUCCGAGGAACUGGGUGUUCACCUUCGCCUUGGUAACCACCCUAACGUUGUCAACCUCAUCCAGUCCUGGGAAACCGACAGCCACAUCUACCUCGUGCUGGAGUACUGCUCCAAUGGCGACCUUUAUGAGGCCAUCCGCUUCGACAAAGGCCCCCUGGAAACCGAGCACGUCCGCGACUUCAUGAUGCAGCUGGUUAAUGCCGUUGAGUUCAUCCAUUCAAAGGGCAUUUACCACCGCGACAUCAAGCCUGAGAACAUCUUCCUCACCCAAGAUGGCUCGAUGAAGCUUGGCGACUUUGGUCUUGCUACCUCUGACGCCUGGUCCUGGGAGAUCGCCGUUGGCAGCGACCGCUACAUGGCUCCUGAGCAAUACGACCCUACCAACGCCGGCUACUCCACCGCCAAGGCCGACAUUUGGGCUAUCGGCAUUUGCAUGCUCAAUGUGCUCUUCCAGCGCAACCCCUUCGCCGUCCCAGCGUCUUCGGAUCCUCUCUACGCCGACUUCGCUCUCGACCGCCAGAGCCUCUUCGAUGUCUUCCCCAACAUGUCUCAGGAUGCCUUCGAGGUUAUCAGGCACUGCUUGGCGGUCGACCCCGAGAAGCGCAGCCUCAGUGCCGUGAAAGACGCCCUCAAUCGCGCCAUCACCUUCACCACUGACGACGAGGCCCUUGACGAGUUCUGCACUGAGGAGCGCGAGCCCUUUGCUGUUGGCGCCAACCGCGAACCACUUCGCACUCCUUCCAUCAGCACUCCUUCUAUCGAUAAGGGCGGUUCGUUCCCAUGGGCCAAGGCACUCGCCAUGUCGCCGCCGCAGCAGUUCCGUCAGCUCUCGGUCAUUCCAGACACUGAGAUCUACUCUGACGACCUGUUCCCGGCUCACGAUUACGCUGUGAAGCCCGAGCACGCGUCCGCCGUAUCUUUUGUGGACUCUGGUUUGGGCUUAUCUUUCCAAUCGACUGACGUCAGUGAACGGUCUGAACGCGAGCCAAUCAGCUUCGCGCGCUCCAAGCCUAUGCCUAUCUCUGGCUCCCUUCCAGCCAAGCCUUUCAACAGCAUGUCGUCCGUCUUCGGUAAGAAGCGCGAUGUCUUCUCCAAGAGCUGGAGUGACUUGUGGGAGGAAGAGGACGACGACGCGCAGUUCAUGGCUGAGCUGGAGAACAACUUCCACAGCUUCAAGGCUGAGAAGCCAGCGAAGCAGGUUGUUUCCGAGGCUGGCUCUGGUGUCUCCACUCCCCGCGGCGGCUUGUCGGAGGUGAAGAACCCUGCCACUAUUCACAACAGCAGGGGUCGUUCACCGAUGAAGCGCCGCGAGGUUGACCACGUCAGCGAGACCACUGGCUUCAUAUUCGAAGAGCACCAGACACCUGCGCGUCAUUCUCCUACCAAGAAGACCUCGGGCAUGGACAAGUGGGCUGCUCUUGGUGAUCGUCGCCGUGGUCAGCCUUCGCCAACCAAAGAGUCCGCCCCUCCGACUCCCUCCAAACCCAUUAAGUCACCCAAGCAAGCUCUGCCUAGCCCGAACUCUGCCCGGAAGCGGAGCCGGACUGGCACUUGGAGACGACCUAUCAACUGGGGUCCAAGCCAACACGAGAACAUUCCCAAAGUUCCUGUUGUGGACAACAAGUACAAGAGCGUGGAAUGGCGCCAUUACAACAGUCCACCUCUUAUCCUGGACGACGACAUUGGCGACCUUGAGUGGGUGUGGUAG